AUGGCGACUCCAAGACACACACCGGGGCCAGGCCAAGGAGUCACUUCCACCGCUAGAGGAGGCACCAACAGCGCUCUCUCAAUAUCCGAGCACUCAAGAGCAGCUGGUAUCGGUGCUGAGACCAUCGACGACUUUCUGGAUCGACAGCCGCGAUCGGUGCUCAUCCGCCUGUACGAUAAACCGGCAUCAUGUCUUGCCAUCUUCCGCCUGCUGCCCAUGAUGGCGCGCCAGCUCAUCAUGCAUAUGCUGUUCCUGGAUGUGCCGCUCGCUGCAGAUGACUUUUUGGCAUGGAUAAAAAAGGAAGCCAGGAAGGACUUUGAUGCAGCUGUCGACAAGCUCUCUCGUCUGUCAAUCGUACAGCUCAAGGCAACGGCAGGCAAGCAGAUCCUGCUUCUCAACGCUGUGUUUACAGACGGUAUGCGAAGAGCCUUGACCGGUGGAGGCAAGCACAGGUCCUUUGGCGUACCCUGCGAUACCGAAGACAAGAAUGCGGUAGAUGUGGCAUUCCUCGACGAAUAUGCGCGCACAAAGUGGGAAACCAUUCUGCACUACAUGGUGGGCAGCGACAACUCGAGCACUCCACGCGAACCCGUCCUCUACCUGCUGCGCAGGAGCAACCUGAUGCAGCCCAGAUCCAACUCGAGCUCGGGCGGCGGUCUUAAUAUUACCAGCCGUGGAUUCCAAUUCUUGCUCGAAGACGUCAACACCCAGCUAUGGGACCUGCUGCUGCAGUACCUCGACAUGGCCGAGGAGCGAAACAUGGAUCUGGUCGAGGUGCUUGCCUUUCUCUUCAUGCUCGGCAGUUUGGAGCUGGGUCGGGACUACUCAACCGAAGAGCUUCCCGAGACGCAGCUGCACAUGCUCGAAGACUUUCGCGAUUACGGUCUCGUCUACCAGCGCAAAGCUUCCAGUCGACGAUUCUACCCCACGCGCCUUGCGACCACUCUCACCUCGUCCGCUGCUGUCCCCUUGCUAUCCAGCAACGGAACAGAACAGGAGGAGCGAGGCUACAUCAUCCUCGAGACCAACUACCGUCUGUACGCCUACACCUCGAAUCGUCUGCGCGUCGCCGUCCUGUCGCUGUUCGUCACCAUCAAGGCACGCUUCCCCAACUUGGUAGUGGGUUCCAUCACACGCGACUCGGUCAAGUCGGCUCUCGCGAAUGGCAUCACCGCGGAGCAGAUCAUCACGUACCUCACGCAUCACGCGCAUCUUCAGAUGCAUCGCAACGACCCCUUGCUUCCGGUGACCGUGUCGGACCAGAUCAGGUUGUGGGAGCGCGAAAAGAACCGCGUACAGCAGAAUUUGGGUUCGCUGUUUACAGAUUUCACGAGUCAAUUCGACUUUGAGGAGGUCAGGAACUAUGCAAAGCAGUUGGGAGUAUUGGUGUGGGAGGACGAGGCGAAGAGGAGGUUCUUCGUGGAUGAAGCGGGUAACGAGCCUGUACGUGAUUACAUUCGACGUAGAAGGGCCUAG
Messenger RNA from Sporisorium graminicola, 1476 nucleotides. RefSeq lists its product as uncharacterized. Gene Ontology annotation, molecular function: double-stranded DNA binding; ATPase activator activity. Gene Ontology annotation, biological process: nucleotide-excision repair. Gene Ontology annotation, cellular component: transcription factor TFIIH holo complex; transcription factor TFIIH core complex. The transcript has a single exon. The record is from RefSeq and is a predicted model, not a curated record. The coding region runs from base 1 to 1476 and encodes 491 amino acids. Lineage: Eukaryota; Fungi; Basidiomycota; Ustilaginomycetes; Ustilaginales; Ustilaginaceae.